AUGACAGAAGAAAAAUUUGAGGUUCCCCCAGACGUCAACUUAUCGUUAUGGAGAAAAAAUGCAGUGGAAAGUGAUGUGCAUCGAUUCAAUUCUCUUCCAUCAAAAAUUAGUGGAGCUCUCACUAGAGAACAGAUUUAUUCAUACCAGGUCAUGUUCAGAAUUCAGGAAAUUACCAUCAAGCUCCGUACGAAUGAUUUUACUCCUCCCUCAAGAAAAAACAGAUCGCCUUCUCCUCCGCCAGUUUAUGAUGCCCAGGGCAAGAGAACGAAUACUCGUGAAGAGAGAUAUAGAAAGAAAUUAGAGGAUGAACGUAUUAAGUUAGUUGAAAUCGCAGUAAAGGCUAUCCCUUACUUCGUCCCUCCAGAUGAUUACAGAAGGCCAACAAAAUUUCAGGAUAAGUAUUAUAUCCCCGUAGAUCAAUAUCCAGAUGUUAAUUUUGUUGGCUUGUUGUUAGGCCCUCGUGGGCGUACUUUGAGGAAAUUACAGGAGGAUUCUAACUGUAAAAUCGCAAUUAGAGGUAGAGGUUCGGUUAAAGAAGGUAAAAACGCAAGUGACCUACCUCCAGGUGCUAUGAAUUUCGAGGAUCCAUUGCACUGUUUGAUUAUCGCAGACUCAGAAGAUAAGAUUCAAAAAGGCAUAAAGGUAUGCCAAAACAUUGUUAUAAAAGCAGUGACAUCUCCCGAAGGUCAAAAUGAUUUGAAACGAGGUCAACUGAGAGAAUUAGCAGAACUUAAUGGUACUUUGAGAGAAGAUAACAGGCCUUGUCCAAUUUGUGGCUUGAAAGAUCAUAAAAGGUAUGAUUGCCCAAAUAGAAAAGUCCCAAAUAUACAAGGCAUCGUAUGCAAAAUAUGUGGACAAACAGGACAUUUCAGUAGAGAUUGCAUAUCAUCAUCUCAAAGAAUGAGCCGUUUUGACAGAAACGCUUCGGUCAGUAAUAGCGCGCCAAUACAGAGCAACAACGUCAACUAUAAUAAUAGUACCUACCCAGUUCAAGCGCCAAAAAGAUCUCGUUUUGAUAAUUCGGUAGAUGCCACUCAAAGAUUUCAACCUUCAUCACGUUAUGUACCAACACCGUCGCCACCUGCGUCAGACGUUCCAAGGCAAGCGCAAAAAGUGACGCCUACGCCGCCUCCUGGUCUAACUCAAAGUAAUUUCAGCACCGGUGUUCCAGGAAUGGCUCCUCCAGCACUGCAAAACCCGCCAGAUUCGGUGCAAACCAAGUUUGCCCUACCCCCUCCCCCUGGUAUGAGCACAGUACAAUCUCCAAUCAUACCUCCUCCUGGACUAAACGGUCCACCAGGAUUUUCUAAUACUACGAACAAUGACCUUAACAAAACGAAACCUCCAGGACUUCAAGGCCCCCCAGGACUAUAA
Saccharomyces kudriavzevii IFO 1802 is the source of this 1374-nucleotide messenger RNA. RefSeq names its product mRNA splicing protein MSL5 (gene MSL5). The transcript has a single exon. Gene Ontology annotation, cellular component: nucleus. Gene Ontology annotation, biological process: regulation of mRNA splicing, via spliceosome. Bases 1 to 1374 code for a protein of 457 amino acids. The record is from RefSeq and is a predicted model, not a curated record. NCBI's taxonomy places the organism in Eukaryota, Fungi, Ascomycota, Saccharomycetes, Saccharomycetales, Saccharomycetaceae. Gene Ontology annotation, molecular function: mRNA binding; zinc ion binding.